GAUUCGCGGACUCCAUCUCCCGUCGCGCCCCGCGGCGCUGCCAGCCCGCCAUGGCGUCCGCCGGCGGCGCGGAGCCCGAGCGGCCGCACCCGAAGCCUUUUCUCAUCGGCGUCAGCGGCGGCACCGCCAGCGGCAAGUCCACAGUGUGCGAGAAGAUCAUGGAGCUGCUGGGGCAGAACGCGGUGGAGCGGCGGCAGCGCAAGGUGCAGAUCCUGAGCCAGGACAGCUUCUACCGGGUGCUGAGCGCCGAGCAGCAGGCCAAGGCGCUCAAGGGACAGUACAACUUCGACCACCCGGAUGCUUUUGAUAAUGAUUUGAUGCAUACAACCCUGAAAAACAUUGUUGAGGGGAAGACAGUUGAGGUACCAACGUACGACUUCGUGACCCAUUCUAGGCUGGCGGAGACAACCGUGGUCUAUCCCGCAGACGUUGUCCUCUUUGAGGGGAUCCUGGUUUUCUACAAUCAAGACAUCCGGGACAUGUUCCACCUGCGGCUCUUUGUCGACACGGAUUCCGACGUCCGGCUGUCCCGCAGAGUUCUGCGAGAUAUGAAACGCGGGAGGGACCUUGAGCAGAUCCUCACCCAGUACACCACGUUCGUCAAACCUGCCUUUGAGGAGUUCUGCUUACCGACAAAAAAGUACGCAGACGUGAUCAUUCCCCGAGGAGUUGACAACAUGGUUGCCAUAAACCUCAUAGUGCAGCACAUUCAAGACAUCCUGAACGGAGACAUCUGCAAGUGGCAGCGAGGGGCGAUGAAUGGACACGGUCGGACCUACAAGCGCCCGUUCCCCGAGCAGACGGAGAGCAGCAGCGUGCUCGCCACCGGCAAACGCUCCCACCUGGAGUCCAGCAGCCGUCCCCACUAACCCAGCGGUGUCGGGAGGAUUUGCCUCUGCUCCAGACCAACACUGAAGACAACUUUGGGAAAGGACUUCAACGGAAUGGUUGGUGAAGUGCCCUUUGUAUCAUCCCAGCAGCGGAUACUGGUGAGAAACUCCUCGCAGGGUGGAGAGGAAGUAGCUAUUAUGUUACUUGAUAAACUUGAUUUAUUUUUAAUUUUCAAAAUGAGGUCUAAUGCUGAGGUCUCCCCUGAAAAUUAAGUGCUACCAGAUGAUUAGCAAGAUACCCCAUUUCCCUGAUGAUCAUCUUCCUUAGCAGGAAAAUUAUCUGCCUGUUUUUUCAAAAGAAAAAACAGUUUCUGUAUCUAAGACUAGCUCACACCAUGUUCCUGUUAACAAGCUGGUGCAGUCCUUGCUCUUCACUUUGUUGGUACCUUGAGUUCUGCUGUUGCUCUCCCACCAGCCAGUCUUUUUAGCCAGUAGUAGCAUGUGGGGCAGGAUUGACCUGUAGAGGAAUUGCUGAGAUGAAACAGCGGCUGUAUGGGACAAAAGGGAACUUGCAGUUCAUUCUGGGGACAGGCCCAAGAAAUUGUGUGAUUCUGGUUCCUAAUUCAUUCCGUUGUAGGCUCCCGAACUUUGGUACACUGUGUGAUUAUUUUUGUUACCCAAGUAGUCUCCUUCUCCUGUUAUUGCAUGUGUGAGCUCCAACUGGAUUGAGUUGCUCAUGGAAAUGGAAACCUGACCUUGUCAGUAUUAGCGUGUUUUAGGGCAUUUCUGUCCUGCUGGUUGCAGAUUCUGCUGGGCGGAAUCCGUCCACGUCCAGAGCUGGGUGGGAAGAGCAGCAAGGGGGAAAGCUGUAAACGGCAAGAUCCCCCUGCUGAUGGCACAAACGGUUCUCUGGACACGCUUCAACCCUCUAACAGGGUCAAAGCGCUUGCCUUGCAUUCAGGCAGUUUAAAUUCCAGAAUGUCUGUUCUUCUAAGAAAAAAAAGAGCAGACAAGAGGCUGGAAGUAUAAACAGUGACAUCCCAGUUUGUGUAGUUUACCCCAGAUAAGUGACACUGCAGCAACAUGAAGUUUUUGGGGAGGAAAAAGAAGAAAUCUGAACUGAAGUAGCAGUUGGGCCUUUGAAAAAUGUCCUUGUGAUAUUGAGUCUGGAUUUAUGGUGUAAUUUUGAGAGUGAGGGUGGGGGAAAAUAUUAUGAAAAGGAACUUUUUCUUAUUUGCUACAGGGUCUGGCUGUGUUGGUUGUGGGUGUGUUAUUUGGCUAAUAAGGAAAUGCACAAACAGUGAGUGGAAAUCACCAUUUUAUAGAAAAGGUAUUUGUGCUGCUUGCACUACACCAGCACAAAGGUAUGGGAGGGAGUCCUUCUGGAGAUGCUGUUACACUCAACAGCUCUUUCUCCAUUUAACUCCAAAUUGUUUAGUUCUGUAAUGGCUGAAGCUUUAGAGGAGAAAAAAAAAUAUCUUAAGGAAAUGCAGUCUGCACUUUCAUCCCUUUAGUCUUUGCGACACUGGAGGUUGGUAAAGGGUCGUUGUGUGUUCGCGGUCUUCACAGUUCUGUGGUACGUGUCUGGAAUGCCGAGGAGAAAGCAGCUCAUCGCCAAACUGCUGCUGGUGCUGUUUGGCUCAGGGUGACAGGCUUAGAGUGUGAGCUACUGCACGAAGCAUUUGCUCUCGGGGCUGAUAAAGCGGAGGCAAAAUAGUCACUAAAACCUGCUUUGAAUGACUGUGGUGGUUGAUCAUACUGUCCUCGGGGAGGGUGGGGAGCUCAAAGCAGCCCUGAAUAGCAUUUGUUAGAGCUGUGAAGAACUCUAAGGUUAAAAACCCCCUGCUCUGUUUGGGACUGCUGUUCUUGGUCAGCGUUGAGCUGUAUUGCAAGAUCCCGCUGCUGCAGCCACGUGGAAAAAAGAAAUCAAAUGUGGCAUAGGUACGAUAACCUUGUUAAAUACCUGUACAGAGCCAUUACCAACUUGCACCUUCUCCUGCCCUGUGAAUUCCUCUGCUGGUGCCAGCCAGGCAUGGGCUGAGCUCCCGACAGUGUUUUUACCCCGAACCCCUGUGUACAGGUUAGAACAGGUUUCCUUGGCAGCACCAUCAGUUCUGCCUUGCUCAGAGUCCCUCUUCCUAUGAGAUCUAAGGUGUAACCUGGUGAGCCUGCUAGUAACAGGCCGCUGGCUUUGUGUGAACACAAGGCCAAAGGAUUCUGCUGGCUUGGGCUGAGUUCUUGGCCUGCCUGAAGCUUUGUUUUAGCUUGUUUAGCUGUAACAGCAAUUUUUUUAAUGUCUAUUUGUUUUAUUUUUGCUUAGCUUCAUUAAAAUUAUGGUUAUGCCAAAUGAUUAUAAAUAGAUAACAGUACCAAGUCAUUAUUCUAAGCAGAAUGAACUAUUUAUAAACUUAGCUUAAUGCUGUAAUGUAAUGAAAGAGGGAUGAUAGCAGAGAUUGCAAGUGGGGGCAAAUAACGCAUUGCUGAGGAAUACAGUCAUGGGAUGAUGCUGAAGACUGCAGGGCUGAUUACUGAUAAUUAAGGACGUGUAAACUUUGGAGCUGGGAAAACCCAGUUUUUAAGCGUAACGAAGAAAAUGGAAAAGUAUCUAAUAUGUUGGAGACUAUCUAUUUAUAGUAACUUGUUGUAACAUAGAAUUGCAGACCAAGGUGCUAGGGAACAUUUAAAAUAGCCCCAAGUGCAACAUAAUGCAAGAGGAAGAAACCACCAACAUGAGAUGCCCAGGGAAGAGGAAGAAGCAGCCUGUUCAGUGUCCUCUUCCCAGCAAAGGACCCAGGAUGCUGUUGACUGAAGGCAGCAGCCUUAGAGCCUGAGGUGCAGCGGAAGGGUGAACGUAACAAGGGUGGAGACUGGGAGUUGUGCUCGUAACAGCUAUAUUACUGUUGAGACCUUUUUUUGUAACAGUAUUCUUUUAUUUUUCUGUAGCAGAUCUGGACUACUCUUAUUUGAUCGGACUGUUAAGAUUGCAUUUAUACUAACAAUAAAUUCUUGGCUUUGCAUAAAA
Columba livia (rock pigeon) is the source of this 3852-nucleotide messenger RNA. RefSeq names its product uridine-cytidine kinase 1 (gene UCK1). Gene Ontology annotation, molecular function: ribosylnicotinamide kinase activity; ATP binding. The record is from RefSeq and is a predicted model, not a curated record. Gene Ontology annotation, cellular component: cytoplasm. NCBI's taxonomy places the organism in Eukaryota, Metazoa, Chordata, Aves, Columbiformes, Columbidae. The transcript has 7 exons. The coding region runs from base 51 to 869 and encodes 272 amino acids.